Messenger RNA from Durotheca rogersii, 2904 nucleotides. RefSeq names its product Pep3/Vps18/deep orange family-domain-containing protein. Gene Ontology annotation, cellular component: endosome; HOPS complex. Gene Ontology annotation, biological process: endosome organization; vacuole organization; organelle fusion. The transcript is spliced from 3 exons. Gene Ontology annotation, molecular function: protein-macromolecule adaptor activity. Bases 1 to 2904 code for a protein of 967 amino acids. Lineage: Eukaryota; Fungi; Ascomycota; Sordariomycetes; Xylariales; Xylariaceae. The record is from RefSeq and is a predicted model, not a curated record.
AUGGCGCUAGACGCAACCAACGGCUUUGCUGCCGCUGAUAGCGUCCAAAACCUGACCGACGAGGGCCUGCCUAUAUUCGACGUCGAGCGAGUCCAGCUCCAGUUCUCCGUCGCCGCCGACUUUGUUGCCGCCCAGGUUGCCAACAACGUCCUUGUUCUCGCCCUGUCUAAUGGCCGCAUACUGCGCAUCGACCUCAACCGACCGGAAGAUAUCGACGAUAUCGACCUUCCCAAGCGAGUUUCCGAAGUAGGCGUUAUCCGGCGCAUGUUCCUCGACCCGACCGCCUCUCAUCUGCUCAUAUGUACCUCGCUCGGCGAGAACUACUACCUGCAUACACAGUCUCGCCAGCCGCGGCCCCUGAGCAGGUUACGCGGUGUGCCGGUCGAGUCCGUGGCUUGGAACCCGUCGCUGCCUACUGCCACCACCCGCGAGAUUCUCAUAGGCGCCUCCGACGGAAAUAUUUACGAGACCUUCAUCGAAACCUCGACCGAGUUCUACAGGAAGGAGGAGAAGUUCCUGAAGGCGCUGACCAAACUCCCGGAUGGCCCGAUCACGGGGCUGUGGGUUGAUAUCAUUGGUGGAAGCGUAGAUACGAGGAGAGUGCUCAUCACGACGCACAGCCGCGUGUUCCACCUGGCGGGUAAAGUUGGCCGGAGUGCUCACGAAGGCAGCGGAUCGAUCUACACGAGGCUGUUCGACUCGGAACAGCCAGUCAUCCACGAGAUUUCGCGGACUGCCGGCGCCGGCCCCUCCGCCCUCGCUAUCUCACCCGACUCGCCCGACAUUAAGACGUAUGACAACGUGGCGUCGGAUCGAGCUUUUGCCUGGCUUUCUUCCCAUGGCGUCUACCACGGAAAGCUCUUAGCCACCCCCGGGAACAAUGACCUAGGGAAUCUAGUGUUUGCCGAAUCAAAGCUGCUACCCAAGUCGCAGAUACUCUCCUCGGAAGCUUCAGGACGGAAGAAGACCUCGUCCGAGUCGCUCGACGCGAUCGCCUUGACCCAGUGGCAUAUAAUCAGCUUAGUCGGUGGCCGCGUCGUAGUCGUCAACCGAUUAACGGGCACGGUGGUGUACGAUCAACUGAUCCUAGAUCAGGGGCAAAAGGCACUGGGUCUCUAUGUUGACCAGCAAAAGAACACGUUCUGGUUCUUUACUGGCCAGGAGAUAUUCGAGAUCGUUGUGAAGGACGAAGACCGAGACAUAUGGCGCAUCAUGCUACAGAGGCAGCAGUACGACAUGGCAAUGCAGUAUGCCCAUACACCGGCCCAGAAAGACGCGGUUUCGAUGGCGUCCGGCGACUAUCUAGUCGAGAAGGGCUUAUUCGUCGAAGCCGCCGGUGUCUAUGGCAAGAGCAGCAAACCAUUCGAGGAUGUUGCGCUCACAUUCAUCGACCGCGGCCAGAACGACGCCCUGCGGAAGUAUCUCCUUACCAAACUCACCACUUAUAAGAAGAACUCUACCAUGCAGAGGAUGAUGAUAUCAACGUGGCUAGUGGAAAUAUUUAUGGCGAAGCUAAAUUCUCUCGAAGACUCGAUCACGGUAGAAGUAGAGUCAGCUGAGAACGGGAACGGAAAGAAGCAGUCGCGGGACCAACUCGACGCUGUCCGGGACGAGUACCGCGAAUUUGUCACCAAACACAAAUCCGAUCUAGACCCCAAGACGACUUACGACGUAAUCAGUAGCCACGCUCGGGAAGACGAGCUUCUAUUCUUCGCCAACGCCAUCAGCGACUAUAACUAUGUCCUGUCAUAUUGGGUACGGAGAGAGCGGUGGGUAGAGACCCUGAACGUGCUCAAGAAGCAGACAGACCCAGGGGUCUUUUACCGCUACAGCAGCGUAUUGAUGACACAUGUCGGGCAAGAGCUAGUCGAGAUCAUGAUGCGACAUCCGAAACUGGAGCCGCGUAAAGUCAUACCGGCUCUCCUCGAUUAUAACAAGAAUUUCAAGGGGCCGCUCAUCCAGAACCAGGCUAUACGGUAUCUUCUAUUUCUCGUCAACCAACUUCACACCGCAGACGCAGCUGUCCACAACACCCUUGUCUCCAUCUACGCGUCUCACGAGUCGAAAGACGAAACAGGUCUGCUAGCAUACCUCGAAUCGCAAGGCGAGGAGCCUCAUUUCGAUCCCGACUUCGCCCUGCGCCUAUGUAUCCAGCAUAAACGAACUCUCUCUUGCGUACACAUCUACACGAACAUGGGGCAAUACGUCCAAGCUGUGGACCUUGCCCUCUCGCACAACGAGGUCGAGUAUGCUUCCAUUAUCGCGGACCGCCCGAUGUCCAACCCGGCCCUCCGCAAAAAGCUGUGGCUCGCGGUGGCCCGCAAAGUCAUCUCGCAAUCUAACGGCAUCAAGACGGCGAUCGAAUUCCUGAAGCGGUGCGAGCUGCUGAAGAUCGAGGACCUGAUCCCGUUCUUCCCGGACUUCGUGGUGAUCGACGACUUCAAGGACGAGAUAUGCAACGCGCUGGAGGACUACUCGCGCAACAUCGACAGCCUGAAGAAGGAGAUGGACGAGAGCUCGCAGACGGCGGCCAACAUCAAGAUCGACAUCGCGGGGCUCGACCACCGCUACGCGAUCGUGGAGCCGGGGGAGAAGUGCUACGUGUGUGCGCUGCCGCUGCUGAGCCGGCAGUUUUUUGUGUUUCCUUGCCAGCACGCCUUUCACUCGGACUGCCUCGGACGCAAGGUGCUCGAGCAGGCGGGCGUGGCCAAGAGCCGGCGCAUCAAGGAGUGUCAGGUGCAGAUCAGCAAAGGCCUCGUCAGCGGGGCCAAGAAGGAUGCCAUGGUCGCGGAGCUCGACGCGCUGGUGGCCUCGGCCUGCAUAUUGUGUAGCGACUACGCCAUCAAGCGGAUCGACGAGCCGUUCGUCGCGGCCGACGAGGACAAGGCCGAGUGGGCACUGUGA